AUGCAGGCCAGUCGCGGUGACGCUCAAUUCACCCACAGCACUGGUCUUCUUGAAUGGCGCGUUCCAACCAACCGCGACGCGGGUACGGUCUCCGGGACUGCCACGUUGCGCUGCAGUGUUGCAGGCUACCCUGCGGUUGAUGACGAUUUUGAGGACAGUAUAGAAGAUGCCGAUGAAGACGCCAACGCCAAUCUUCUACAGGGCUACUAUGAAGCUCCGACUUCCUACAAUGACCUGGAUGCUAGUGCUCCAAGGAAGACCCGAGACCCCUCGAAGCGCAAGAAGAAAAAGAAGAAGUCCACCAAGAAAUCCUCUCGCUCCGCCGCCUUGACCGAAGAAACGGGCGAUGGCUCUGCUGAAGGCCUCGCCGAGGAACCGGUCAAAGCCAAGACACCCUCCCCCCAUCAUUCCAAACCCCAGACUCCUCAGCCUCCGACCCACCCUGCCUCCACAUCUCAACUCCCCGCCUUCUUCACGCCCUCGUCCACUCCCCGCCCGACCCCUCGCCGAACCAAAGCCCAAGCCAACGCUAACCUGAUGCCCAAUUCCGCUUCCAUCUCCUUCUCCGUCAAAGGUUGGCUGCCCUCCGGCAUCAAGGUCGACAGCCUGAACAUCGACCAACGCCGCAGUCGGGGGCUGGGUGAGAGCGUCAAGCCCUAUAAGGGAGUAAAAUACCUUUGUGUCAGCAGACGCGGUGUAGAACGCCGCUGUUGA
Messenger RNA from Penicillium macrosclerotiorum, 714 nucleotides. RefSeq names its product putative AP-3 adaptor complex subunit mu. The record is from RefSeq and is a predicted model, not a curated record. The transcript has a single exon. NCBI's taxonomy places the organism in Eukaryota, Fungi, Ascomycota, Eurotiomycetes, Eurotiales, Aspergillaceae. Bases 1 to 714 code for a protein of 237 amino acids.